This is a messenger RNA of Pelobates fuscus (common spadefoot toad), 904 nucleotides long. RefSeq lists its product as uncharacterized. The coding region runs from base 109 to 849 and encodes 246 amino acids. The transcript has 7 exons. The record is from RefSeq and is a predicted model, not a curated record. Lineage: Eukaryota; Metazoa; Chordata; Amphibia; Anura; Pelobatidae.
AACACCACUAAAGGAGCUGCAUGGAGAAACACCGGGGCCUCUGCCUAAUGCCACAGCACGCGGUUAUAAUACCAUUCUGCCAAGCUCCCAGUAAGAUCUGCACUUAACAUGAAGACUAUCCUACCACAUAAUUAUACACCAUCUGUGAGCACUUAUACAACUGCCUUCAGAAACCCUGCACUCCUUCUAAAGCCCAAGUUAAAGGAUUUCACACACCUGGACAAACUCCGCAGGCAGGAACAAUUUAUAUCGAAGUACCCACCACUCAUAAAGAGGGACAUGUCAUCACAGACUCUCAACGAUCCAUUCAAGAGAGAUGAAACAUCCCAUCGAACUAUCAGCGUUUCAACCAGCACCUUGCCACAAGAGAGGCAUACUGGGCUUUCUUACUACAGCCCGUCGUCUGGUCGCUGCUACCAUUUUAGAAAUCUAAAGGAGGAAGAGUUAAAAGCAAGAGGUCUUAUGUACUACCAUGAGGACAGAGAAAGAAACAAACAUAACUCGAAGCUGAUAGAUGACAGACUAUACAUGGAUCCACUGUUCUCUUCCAACAAGUACCCCUGUGCAGCCUUAAGGUGGGAGAACAGUCAUUUUCACCUCAAGAGAUUUACUCCUAAAACAUCCUAUGUCAUCCACCCGGACUUCACUUCUGAGUCUACUAAAAUAAACACAAACAAUCAUGACUCGAGUCUGAUAGAUGACAUGGAUCCAGUGUUCUCUUCCAGCACGUACCCCAGUGAAGCCUUAAGGUGGGAUAACAGUAAUUUUUACCUCUUGAGAUUUCUUCCUAAAAAGUCCUAUAUCAUCCACCCGGACUUCACUUCUGAGUCUCAACAAGGAUUCUUCUAGUGGUGUGACUUCUUUAAGCACACUAAUUACCUUAAUGAUAAUCAAUUAAAAUCGU